Molecule: messenger RNA, 516 nt
Organism: Quercus robur (English oak)
Lineage: Eukaryota; Viridiplantae; Streptophyta; Magnoliopsida; Fagales; Fagaceae
Exons: 1
Coding region: 1-516 (171 amino acids)
Source: RefSeq, a predicted model, not a curated record
AUGGAUAUGACCAUGUUAGAAGACUUGCAACAUCUCUGUCUCACAAAAGACGAAGAAGAAGACAUUCAAAUCUCCUCCAUGUACAGAUCAGACCUUAUUGAGGAGUGUGCUUUAAGCCUAUUCGGUAAGCUUCUCACUGACAGACAUCAGAACCAACGUGCCUUGAAAAGCACCCUUAAAGCCGCCUGGAAGAUGGGCUCGGAUCUGAGAAUUGUAGAUGUAGGAAAGAACAUCUACCAAUUUAAGUUCAACUCAGGAUUUCAGUUAGAAUGGGUUGAAAGAAACGGUCCUUGGGACUUCGACAAUAAUCUACUUCUUCUAUGCAGAUGGAAAAGAGGCCUCUCGGCCUCAAACAUUACUUUCACUCAUGCUCCUUUUUGGGUUCAAAUUUGGGGCCUCCCUUUCGAAAACCUGUCUGAGGAUGUUGGAAAAGAUUUGGGUAACAACUUGGGGCGUUAUCUAGAAAUGGACAAGCGCAUGUGGCUAACGGAGCAAGCAAGAUUCCUGAGAAUCUAG